CUCGCGGGGGUUCAGAGGAAAGCCAAGGGAAAGGCACUGACUUACCAUUCAAGUCCUAAUAAUCAUGAACCACAGCCCAGGGUAUCUCUAGAGAAGUACAGAGCAGUGCAGUAUCUCCGAGGUUGCCCCCUCUUGAAUUCUCAUUGGAUCCUCCCCAGCUCCCUAAAUCAUCCCCGCUGCUAUAUCUAUCAGGAUGACUACAGCCACGCUCACCAGUAUCUCAUUGUCUCCACCACAUCCCUGUACUUCUCUGUGCAGAUUUCUCUGUGCUCCUUCCUCUCGAGCUGGGUUGGCAGAGCCACUCGCCUUUUUUAACCUCUAGGAAGUCUCACGGUUUAUUAUUAUUAUUUCUCUCUUUUGCCUGAGGAUCGUCACAGAGCCCACUCCCCUCCCCACACCUUGUCUUCACAUAUUUGUUUCUUUUUUCUGUUUGUUUCUUUGGGGGCUUGGGUGCUCUCUUUCAAUCACUUCUAUCCUUCCCCACCCCCCACCCCCUCACACCCACACACACACACACAAAGUGGGUUCUUUUCCUUGGUGCUGUGCCACCAGGAACUGCUGAUUAUUUCUAAAGGGCCACCACCAUGCAGCUCACUUUUUUAGCUUGAAACUGAAGAGCAUGGACUGUCUGCUUGGAUUCUGGCUACGUUUCGCCCACAAUCAUCUCGCUUCCUGAAAUUUCAUCUGGUGUUGAGGGAAAGCUAAGAGAAUGAAGACUCUAAGCCCACAGUGGAAGCAUGAUAUGGCGAUGCAGUGCUGGUGCUGAAUUGUUCUCUCUGAUGGCUCUAUGGGAGUGGAUAGCACUGAGUCUUCAUUGCUGGGUUUUAGCGGUUGCUGCUGUUUCGGAUCAGCAUGCCACAAGCUCCUUCGACUGGCUCCUCUCUGAUAAGGGACCCUUCCAUCGCUCACAGGAAUACACAGAUUUUGUGGACAGAAGUCGACAGGGAUUUAGCACAAGAUACAAGAUUUACAGAGAGUUUGGCCGCUGGAAAGUAAACAAUCUAGCAGUUGAAAGAAGAAAUUUCCUCGGCUCCCCACUGCCUCUCGCACCAGAAUUCUUUCGCAACAUAAGACUACUAGGACGUCGCCCAACCCUUCAGCAAAUCACAGAGAACCUUAUCAAGAAAUAUGGGACACAUUUCCUACUGUCAGCUACCUUGGGAGGAGAGGAGUCACUCACAAUUUUUGUCGACAAGCGGAAGCUGAGUAAGCGAUCAGAAGGAAGUGAUCCCAGCACCAACAGUUCUUCUGUGACUCUGGAGACUCUGCACCAACUGGCAGCCUCUUACUUCAUUGACAGGGACAGUACUCUCCGUAGACUUCACCAUAUUCAAAUUGCCUCCACUGCCAUCAAGGUAACAGAAACCCGGACUGGUCCUCUUGGCUGCAGUAACUAUGACAACCUAGAUUCUGUCAGUUCUGUUCUGGUUCAGAGUCCUGAAAAUAAGAUUCAGUUACAAGGUCUUCAGCUCAUCCUGCCUGAAUAUCUGCAGGAGCGUUUUGUGCAGGCAGCUUUGAGUUAUAUUGCCUGCAAUUCAGAGGGGGAGUUUAUCUGCAGAGAUAAUGAUUGCUGGUGUCAGUGUGGCCCCAAAUUCCCAGAGUGCAACUGUCCGUACAUGGACAUUCAAGCCAUGGAAGAAACCCUGCUUCGCAUAAGUGAAACCUGGAAUGCUUACAACAGCGAAUUUGAAGAGUCAGAUGAAUUCAAGUUCUUUAUGAAAAGGCUGCCCAUGAACUAUUUCCUCAACACGUCUACCAUAAUGCAUUUGUGGACAAUGGAUUCUAAUUUUCAGCGUCGCUAUGAGCAACUGGAAAACAGCAUGAAACAACUUUUCCUUAAGGCACAGAAAAUUGUACACAAGCUCUUUAGCCUAAGUAAGAGGUGCCAUAAACAGCCACUCAUCAGCUUGCCAAGACAGAGAUCGUCAAUCUAUUGGCUAAACCGCAUCCAGUCCUUUCUGUACUGCAAUGAAAAUGGUCUUCUGGGAAGCUUUUCUGAAGAGACUCAUUCGUGCACCUGCCCUAAUGAUCAGGUUGCCUGCAAUGGAUUCCUUCCCUGCAUUGUGGGAGAUGGCUCUGCAUGCUUGACCUGUGCACCUGACAACCGCACCCGCUGUGGGAACUGUAAUACCGGAUACAUGCUGAGCCAAGGGCUUUGCAAACCUGAAGUGGCAGACUCCACAGAGCACUACAUUGGGUUUGAGACAGAUCUUCAGGACCUGGAGAUGAAGUAUUUAUUGCAAAAAACAGACCGGAGGAUUGAAGUCCAUGCCAUUUUCAUCAGCAAUGACAUGCGCCUCAAUAGCUGGUUCGAUCCCUCCUGGCGCAAACGGAUGCUCCUUACCCUUAAGAGUAACAAGUACAAGUCUAGCUUGGUCCAUAUGAUACUGGGUAUCUCUCUUCAAAUUUGCCUAACAAAAAACAGCACCUUGGAACCUGUUCUAGCUGUUUAUGUCAACCCUUUUGGAGGCAGCCACUCUGAAAGCUGGUUCAUGCCUGUGAAUGAAAACAGUUUCCCAGACUGGGAGCGGACUAAGCUGGACUUACCUCUUCAGUGUUAUAACUGGACGCUGACUCUAGGCAACAAAUGGAAGACAUUUUUUGAAACAGUACAUAUCUACUUGAGGAGUCGAAUUAAGUCAAAUGGUCCCAAUGGCAAUGAAAGCAUCUACUAUGAACCCCUGGAAUUUAUCGAUCCUUCACGUAACCUAGGCUACAUGAAAAUCAACAACAUCCAAGUGUUUGGCUACAGCAUGCACUUUGACCCUGAAGCAAUUCGGGACUUAAUUUUGCAGCUGGACUACCCCUAUACUCAGGGAUCACAGGACUCAGCACUUUUGCAGCUAUUAGAGAUACGGGACCGUGUAAAUAAACUCUCCCCGCCUGGCCAGCGUCGUCUAGACCUGUUCUCUUGCUUGCUACGUCAUAGACUCAAACUAUCUACCAGUGAGGUGGUGAGGAUUCAAUCCGCUUUGCAGGCCUUUAAUGCCAAAUUACCAAACACAGUGGAUUAUGACACAACCAAAUUAUGUAGUUAACCAUCAAUGUGAAGCACAAUACAAAACCUUUAAGGAGUUUUUACAGUGCUUUUGUGGAACAGUUUAUGUUUGGAAGAGUAAAUUUAAAUUGUCUUUUCAAUAUCUGUCUUAUAUCAGUCAAUACCAUUGGAUGGCAAUUUACACACAUGAACUUGCUGACAAUGAAUAUAUUAUACCUGCAGUUUUGGUUUAUGAAUGAAAUAAAUACUGACACCAGUCUAGAAGACAUUCUACUUUUUACAAUAAAUUUCAUUUGUAAUUUUAUAUGUUCCGUGGCAAUGCUUUUGUGCAUUACAUCCUCUAGAGGGAACAUAAAACGAUACCAAUAAAAUUUUGUAGCUGAACAGUUAUUAAAAAGAAA
This is a messenger RNA of Caretta caretta (loggerhead turtle), 3399 nucleotides long. RefSeq names its product BMP/retinoic acid inducible neural specific 3 (gene BRINP3). Gene Ontology annotation, biological process: negative regulation of mitotic cell cycle; cellular response to retinoic acid; nervous system development. The record is from RefSeq and is a predicted model, not a curated record. Gene Ontology annotation, cellular component: neuronal cell body; dendrite; cytoplasm. Lineage: Eukaryota; Metazoa; Chordata; Testudines; Cheloniidae.